AUGCCAGUGAAACUUGACAAUGAAAGUGAACUUCGUGAAGCUCAGGCCGCUUUGUUCAACGUGAACUCGCAAUCUGGAUGGCUUUUGCUCAACUACGUCGGGCCUCACACUGUUCACUUCGCAGCCGGUGGAGAAGGUGAUGUGGACGAACUUAAAAACCAUCUAGAGAACGAUCAAAUCCAGUAUGGUCUUGUACGUCUUGGCGGUAUUCAAGAAAAGGGAACCCUCAAGGUUACGAUACGUGAUGUUUUUAUCAACUGGAUUGGUCCAGAAGUUGCCAUUGCAGAGAAGGGCAAGAAGUCGGCACACCUAGGCGAUGUUCAGACCUUCCUCCAGCCCUUUCAUGCAGAAGUUACUGUCCACAACAAGGAUAAUUUCAACCACCAAACCGUUCUGGACAAAUCGCACCCUCUUUCUGGCUCACAUGUUAUCGAUUAG
Rotaria sordida is the source of this 438-nucleotide messenger RNA. NCBI's taxonomy places the organism in Eukaryota, Metazoa, Rotifera, Eurotatoria, Philodinida, Philodinidae. The record is from the annotation of a GenBank genome assembly.